AUGAACACCAUCGACGCAGCUCGAGAGGACAAGGCCGGCGAGCCGCGGCGGGAGAACUACCACGUGCCGAACUACCCCACGGAGACGCCGAUCGCCUACCAUGCCGUCAUCUCCUUCUUCCGCUUCAUCCUCGCUAUCUUCUUCUCGCGGAUCGUGAUCGAGAACCCGGACAGGAUCCCGGGCAAUGGCCGGCCGACGAUCGUGCUCGUGAACCACUCCAACUCGCUGACGGAUGCGCUGAUCAUCAUGGCCUCGGUGCCGCGGCAUGCCCGUCGGAUGCUCCGGAUGACCGCCAAGGCCACCCAUUUCCGGAAGCCCACCUUCUCCUCGUGGCUCAUCGAGAAGGCCGGCUCGGUGCCGCUCCAACGCGCCCAAGAUUACCAGCCCGAGACCCGGAUCGACAACUCGACCACCCGCGAAAUCCUCGUCAAUGCGCUCUGUCAGCAGGGCGACGCCGUCUGCAUCUUCCCCGAGGGCAUCUCCCGCUACCAUCCCGCCCUGGCACCCUUCAAGACCGGCGCGGCCCGGAUCGCUUCAGACGUGCUGUGCCAAUUCAAGGCCCAGGAGCGCUUCGAAAUCAGCCUCCUGCCCUGCUCGAUCACCUACCUCCAUCGCCAAAACUUCCGCUCCGACGUCCUUGUCUCCUUCCACGACCCCAUCGUUCUCCGCCCCGACGACCCCGCCAAUGCAGACCUGGUGGCCGCCGACCCGGACACCCGCAAACGGGCCAUCGCCCGCCUCACCGCCACCCUCACCGAGAAAAUCCGCUCCGGGACCCUCGACUCGCCGUCCUGGGACCUCAUCAAGGCCGCUAAUAUGGCCCGAACGCUCUAUGCUCCGUUCGGCACCCAGCUCAGUCUGGGCACCCACAUCCGACUGACCCAGCGCUUCGUCGACGUCUUCGCCGGCCGCACCUCCGACCCAGCCUCCUCCUCCUCAUCUUCCUCCUCGCCUCAACCCUCUGCCUCGGCAUCACCACCAACAAGCCAUGACGACCUAGUCAAAGACUUGCUCGCUUACCAACAGCUGCUCUUCCAACGCGGCCUCAAGGACGCAAGACUCGCGAACAACCGCCUCGUCAGUCGCAGAGUCAUCCUCGCUCGCCUCGCCUUCAGACUCUGUGCCGCCGCCUUCUUCCUUGCUAUCUGUCUCCCCGGACUUACCUUCUGGGGCCCCACUUUCGCCGUCUCUGCUUACUUCGCCCAUCGCCAACGGCGCAAAGGACCGGCGUGGGAUACGUACGAUGAAGUGACGCAAACGAAGAUGCUGUGGGGCUUGGCCAGUGGGGUGGCGACCUACUGCACCGUUCUGGUGGUCUGUCUGCCCAUCUUCCCGAUCGUCGCCGUCGUUUUUCCCGUCUGGAUGUGGCUCACGCUGCGCUGGCUUGAGGAUCUGGUAGCAACACUACGAGCGACGCGCUCGUUGCUGAAGAUGCUAAUGAUCAGCAAGGACGAGCUCGGUGCGCUACGGGCCCACCGGGCCCGACUAGAGAAAGAGGUGCACACGCUCGCCGUCGAUCGCUGUAUGUUGCCGGGACGCAGGGAGGACGUGCUUGCAGCCGACCAGCAGCAGGAGAUCGUGAUCAAGAACGGGCAGGUCGCCGGGUCUAGAUUCGAUUACUUCUCUAUUCGUAGACGGAGGAAGAAGGACUAUAAUGAGGUCUUGAGGCUCUGGGACCUCGUCGAUAUGUAG
Puccinia triticina is the source of this 1692-nucleotide messenger RNA. RefSeq lists its product as uncharacterized. Lineage: Eukaryota; Fungi; Basidiomycota; Pucciniomycetes; Pucciniales; Pucciniaceae. Gene Ontology annotation, cellular component: endoplasmic reticulum membrane. Gene Ontology annotation, molecular function: glycerone-phosphate O-acyltransferase activity; glycerol-3-phosphate O-acyltransferase activity. Gene Ontology annotation, biological process: phospholipid biosynthetic process. The transcript is spliced from 4 exons. Bases 1 to 1692 code for a protein of 563 amino acids. The record is from RefSeq and is a predicted model, not a curated record.